AUGUCAUGUGAUUUCCGUGGAAAUGAUCUAUCUAACGUCCAAAUUGCGUCAAAUCUUUGUGGUGGAAAAUGUGCUCAAACUCAAGGAUGUACUCACUUUACAUGGACUCAAUAUAAUGGUGGUACUUGUUGGAUGAAAUCGGGUACAGUUUCCAAAAGUGAUGCCUUGUCAACCAGUGAUUCAACUAUGGUCUGUGGCGUAUUGAACGACAGUCAGCAAGGAGGAGCUACUUCGACCGUUCAGUGGAACGGAAAUGAUUGGGCUAUGUCAUGUGAUUUCCGUGGAAAUGAUCUCUCUAGCGCUCUAAUUGCAUCACAAUUUUGUGGUGGAAAAUGUUCUCAAACUCAAGGAUGUACUCACUUUACAUGGACUCAAUAUAGUGGUGGCACUUGUUGGAUGAAAUCGGGUGCGGUUUCCAAAAGUGAUGCCGUCUCAACCAGUGAUCCAACUAUGGUCUGUGGUGUGGUGAACAUUGCUGGACCAAAUCCUGACUUAGGUCCAGUACUUUCUGGUGUUCUUGCAACACGUCAUGGAGCUUAUGAGUCUGGUGCUUGUGCACUUCCAACUUCAAAUUACGUUGUUGUAAACCCAGUUGCUCUGGGAGAUAUUAGUACUUUGCAGCAGCUCAAAUUCCGGCCAGAUCUAUGUGGUCAUGUUCUCAAGGUUGAUUGUGGUAAUGGACCAUUGGAUAUUGUCAUUACAAACUCAAACUAUGGAGGAGGUCUAGAUCUUUAUGGUUCUACUUGGGACAAACUUACUAACAACAAACCACCUGGACAAACCUAUUGUAAUGUUCAAUUAACUUCUCGUAAUGCCUUUAGCUUUCAAGAACCUCGAUGUUACUACAAGCCUGGAACGGAUAAUAACAAUGCGUAUUAUCAUAAUGUUGGACUUUUGAACACAGGCAGCCGUAUUGUUCGCGGAGCUACUAUCGAUAACCGAGCUGGACAGCAUCGGGGGGACAAUCCUUACUAUGCGUUUGAUUUUGGUCCAAUUGAUGGCAACAAACAAGUUGUCUUUACUUUCGAGGAUGGAACUACUUACUCCGUUUUUUUACGAGAUUGUGUAUAUCAAGGAAGUGAACAAAUGUGGAGUUGA
Rotaria sp. Silwood2 is the source of this 1098-nucleotide messenger RNA. The record is from the annotation of a GenBank genome assembly. Lineage: Eukaryota; Metazoa; Rotifera; Eurotatoria; Philodinida; Philodinidae.